Molecule: messenger RNA, 1589 nt
Organism: Aspergillus sclerotioniger CBS 115572
Lineage: Eukaryota; Fungi; Ascomycota; Eurotiomycetes; Eurotiales; Aspergillaceae
Product: putative 2-ketogluconate transporter
Exons: 5
Coding region: 1-1584 (527 amino acids)
Biological process (GO): transmembrane transport
Cellular component (GO): membrane
Molecular function (GO): transmembrane transporter activity
Source: RefSeq, a predicted model, not a curated record
AUGGAGAAUAUUUCCUCGGUGCCUGUGGGCGGGACUACUGCCGUGGAUGAUAAACCCACUCAGGAUCUCGCUCAUGUGGAGCGGGUCUUGUCGUCUGCUGAUAAGCUCAAGGGUGAAGAUGUCCGGGUCGAUACCGAGGUGUUGGAGUAUGCUGCUCGCGGGCAGAUCGAGGUCGACGAUGAGGAUAGUCGUCGUCUGCGUCGGAUGAUUGAUCGACGGGUGUUGGUGAUCAUGAUCGUGACGUAUUUCUUGCAGGCUUUGGAUAAGGGCACCAUGUCGUUUGCGUCGAUUAUGGGGAUUAAGACGGAUACUAAUCUGAAGGGACAGGAGUACUCCUGGCUCACAACAUGUAUCUACAUCGCCGUCCUGGUAGUCGAAUACCCCACCAACUGGAUUAUCCAGCGUGUUCGCAUCGCCAAAUACCUCGGCUUCAACAUCGUCUGCUGGGGAACCAUCCUGGCGCUACACGCAGCAUGUCACAACUUUGCUGGUCUAGUCACCGUACGCACUCUACUAGGUAUCUUCGAAGCAGCCUGCCAACCCUCAUUUGUGGUCCUCUCCGGCAUGUGGUACAAACGUGAAGAACAAGCCUCCACCGUAACCUACUGGUACAUGAUGAACGGCGGACAACAAAUCGUCGGCGGCCUCCUCGCCUACUGCUUCAGUCUGAUCCCCUCCCACCGUGCCCUAAAAUCCUGGCAAGCCCUCUUCCUCACCUACGGCUGCAUCUCCGUCCUCUGGGGCUUAUUCGUAAUCUACUGGAUGCCCGACUCCCCCAUGCGCGCCAAAUGCUUCACCGAAUCCGACAAACACAAAAUGGUGGAGCGCGUCCGAGCGAACCAAACCGGUCUGCAGAAUAAAACCUUCCGAGCGUAUCAAAUGUGGGAGGCGUUUCGCGAUCCACAAAUGUGGUGUUACUGCGCCAUUCAGGUGUUCACCACCCUGCCGACGAGUGGGCUGGGCGCGUUCGCCAAUAUUAUUAUCAGUGGGUUUGAUUUCACCGAGUUGCAGACGCAGUUGUUGGCGAUGGUGUUGGGAGUGUAUAUCAUUGGGGUGUUGUUGGCCAGUGCGUGGUUGGUGAAACAGUAUGAGCAGAAUUUGUUGGUUAUGUUGGGGUUUAUUAUUCCGUCGUUUGUUGGGACUAUCGUCCUCAUGACGGUGGAAAAUACCAGUCUGAGCACCAAGGUCGGGUUGCUGAUUAGUUACUAUAUCACGUUGUCGUUCUGGUCGGCUCAGAAUCUGGGGUUGUCGAUGGUGACGAGGAAUAUUGCGGGGGCGACGAAGAAAUCGACUGUCGUGGCGGCGACGUUUGUGUCGUGGGCGGUGGGGAAUGCAAUCGGCCCCCAAGUCUUCCUCGAUCGUGACGCCCCCCGGUACUUCAUCGCCUUUGGGGUCCAUCUAGGCUGUUACUCGGCCAUGACUCUCUCGGUGAUCUUCCUCCGGUUCUAUCUCAUCCGGGAGAACAAGCGGAAAGAUCGAGCAAUGGCCGAGAUGGGAAUUGCCCUAGAGGGCGAGGAUCAUCUGGCCCGGGCAUUUGAGGAUCGGACAGAUCGAGAGAAUGUGUAUUUUCGGUAUAUUUACUAGCUUAC